Galendromus occidentalis (western predatory mite) is the source of this 2820-nucleotide messenger RNA. It is a transcript of the gene Usp16-45, whose product is annotated as ubiquitin specific protease 16/45. Gene Ontology annotation, biological process: protein deubiquitination. Gene Ontology annotation, molecular function: zinc ion binding; cysteine-type deubiquitinase activity. The transcript is spliced from 10 exons. NCBI's taxonomy places the organism in Eukaryota, Metazoa, Arthropoda, Arachnida, Mesostigmata, Phytoseiidae. The coding region runs from base 138 to 2768 and encodes 876 amino acids. The record is from RefSeq and is a predicted model, not a curated record.
GCCCCCGACGGAGAAGUUCCCGAGACUCACCUCACCAGUCAACUCACCAAAUUACGCUGAUCCCGACUAAGCGGCCUUUUGAUUUGGUCGAGGCUGAUUGGAGUGGACCUUCGGGGUCCGCGACCACGACUUGUAGCAUGGCGAAGACGAGUCGAAGCAGCAGCGAGGAUCGAAAUGAAGAAGACUACACAGAAAUCGGCCUCAUGCCGGUCUGUUCGCACCUGAAUAAGGCUCUGUCUGUGCCCCAUCUAAGGAAAGCAGCGAAUGGAGGGGAGCUCGCCGAUAUGACGAAAUGUAAAGAUUGUGACAAAGAGGAGAACGACCGGGAGAAGGAAGUCGAAGAAGAGAAACCCAAUGGCGCCGAUCUACCCGAAGACAUACAGAACACCAUGCAGGCAAUCUGGGUCUGCCUACAGUGUGCGAACCGGGGUUGCUCAAGAUAUACGCCCCAUCGCCAUGCAGAGCGACAUCAGAAUAAGCCUCGAUCCGAUUCCCACGACGUCGCGGUCAACAUUGCCUCGUGGCAAGUGUGGUGCUACCGUUGCAACGACUACAUAAACCCGGCUCAAACGAAAUCGCUCGCACAGGCAAUCCAGAUGCUGCAAAAUCUGCAAGCGAAACCUGACAAGUCUAAGAGCGUGAAGGCCUUCCAGCAAGCGCCGACCCAACGGUGUUCCGCUAGUAACGCGAGAUUUCCCAUGUUUGCAGAGGCCAACGCUGCAGACGGCCAGCCGAACACCCUCGCUUCGGACCCCGGGACAUCGGCAUCGGAGAAAACGGUUCCCGAUGUGAUCGGCGGUGUCAGAAUUAGAGUACUCGAAACGCAACUAGAUAAUCUGAGGAAGCCGAAGGGCUUGUCCAACUUAGGCAACACGUGUUUUUUCAAUUCGGUGAUGCAGAACCUCGCGCAAACGCACUUGCUGACCGACGCAUGCCUCGCCGCCGUCAAGGAUGAUAAACAGUGGACGGUACAGCCGCUGGGGAAGGCUUCUGUCAUAAGAGACAUGAAGACUCUCGAGUUGGCAUUGGGGGAGCCGGGCGAGCUCACUCUGGCUCUAGCGGAAUUUUUUAAAGAAUUCUUAUAUGGAUCGAAGGAGGUUUUCUCACCCGGUAGUUUGUUCCACGAAGUUUGUGUCAAGUCCCCUCAAUUCAGGGGCUACCAGCAGCAAGACAGCCAAGAGCUGUUGCGACACUUGUUCGAAGGAGUUUUCAACGAGGAAAGCAAACGCAUGAAGUCGGCGAUUCUCGCCAAGUUUGGAUUGAAGAAGAGCGUCGCACCCGAGAGUGUGAAGCCGCACAUCAAGCAGCAGAUCGAUUCGUACAAGAAGCAGACGCAUCACACUUUCCUAGAGACAGUGUUCGGAGGUCUCCUGAUAAAUACAAUUUUGUGUCUUCAAUGCCGGAAGUCUUCUCAGAACUUCGAGCCUUUUGUGGAUCUAUCCCUGCCGAUCGUUGCGCCAAAGAAGAAGAUCGUUCCUCAACGGAAACCCGAUCCGAUGAUGGACGAACUAGAGGAAAUGUACAGUGGAACUAGGAAAGAUGGUCCGUCGAAGCAUCAGUUGAAAAGCGCUAAAAGACAAAAAAAGAAGCAACAACGGAACCGUCGCGAUGCGGCUCGCAAGAACUCGCUCUCGUCCGAGGUGUCGCCUUCCUCGAAAGAGGGGAGUCCUUCGCACUCGAACUCUCCGGACGACGAUCACAGGGACAACGGUGACAGAAGCUCAUCCGAGAAGAGUGCCAGCGAUGCAGAAGGCGAAGGAGAACCGAACGCGGCGAAGGCUAGCGCGGACGAUGAGCCAGAGGUUAAAGAAGUCGAUUCCAUCCUGGCGAAGGUCGGUGAGAUCGGAAUCAAUCAGCGGCGACGAUCAAGUAACGAAAAUCAAUCAGAGAUCGACAGCGGCGUCGGAUCCAUUUGCCCGGACGACGAAGAAGACGAGCUGAUACAGAAGCACAAGGAUGUUUGGAAGGAGCUUUCCUUGUCGACUCUAGGCGACCGAUCUCAUUGCACGAGCUCAGAAGCUCUGGGUCCUGCGGAUCACUCGGUGGUGUCCUGUCUGGCUGCGUUCACAGAUCUCGAGGUUCUGUCCGGCAAAAACAAGUUCGGCUGUGACCAUUGCACUGAAGAACAUGGCAAGCCGGGAAAGAAUGGCAAGAAAGAGCGAGUUUACACAAAUGCUCAAAUGCAGGUCUUAGUGCUGAUCCCUCCCGCGGUACUGACGCUUCAUCUCAAACGAUUCAUUCAGUACGGCUUCCGACUGAGUAAAAACAGCGUCCAAGUGUCGUUCCCAAAAGUACUUGACCUCGCGCCGUACUGCAGCAAAGCUUGCAUCAAUCUUCCGUCGAUGAAGCCUGGCCAAACCAAAAUCCUCUACAGUUUGUACGGUAUCGUGAAGCACGAUGGCGGACUCCAUGGUGGUCACUACGUCGCCUACGUCAAAGUAAGACCCAACACGAAAGCAGGAGAGAAGUUCCUCCAGCCGCUGCCUCUGAAGAUGGGACUCGAUGACCUGAUCCGUGAAAUGCAUCGGAGAUGCGAGAACCAGGACGCCGCCUCCGAAUCAGCCAGUCAGAGCACCUCUCAAGGCUACGCCAGUGACGAGGCGAGCGAUGGGGCAGCAACGGCAGAUUCGGUGAUCGAUGACGAGGAGGAAGUCGCGAUCCCAGAUGGACGGUGGUAUCACAUAAGCGACUCAAGCGUCCGCAUUGUUCCGGAGUCGGCCGUUCUCAAUGCGGAGGCGUACCUUCUAUUCUACGAAAGACUCACCUAGGCUUAUACGAACGGAACCAAUGAAUAAUUCACAACAUUAUCCUGAUUGAAAA